This is a messenger RNA of Oldenlandia corymbosa var. corymbosa, 1010 nucleotides long. The record is from the annotation of a GenBank genome assembly. NCBI's taxonomy places the organism in Eukaryota, Viridiplantae, Streptophyta, Magnoliopsida, Gentianales, Rubiaceae.
CCACAACUGAGAAAAACGGAGACCAAAUUGAACCCGGACCUCUAAAGAAAUUCUGGAUUGCGGAAGGGGCAAAUCAGAUAAUUAAGAACUUUCUGGUAACUUCCUAAAUCAACCGUUCAGCUUCUUUCCAGUUCCAGAAACUUCCCCUGUUCCCCCUUUACCCACUUGGAUCAGCAUCAUCCUCGAAUACUAUAAAUAGAUAGAACCCCCCCCAGUAAGAUUUCAUACGAUAUCUUCAGCAAUUAUCUACAGCCAUAUUCUGCAACCAAAUUACUCUGUUUCGAUUUUGUUCAAUUUCCUCCAAAUUAAGCAAAGAUGGAUCCGAGGCUAAUGGGUUUAGACGUUCCGUUGUUCCAGACGCUCCAGCAUGUGUUGGACGGCGUCGAAGAUUCCGACAAGACCGCCAACGCGCCGAGGAAGAGCUACGCCCGGGACGCCAAAGCAAUGGCGGCCACGCCGGCGGACGUGAAGGAGUACACCAAUUCCUACGUCUUCGUCGUGGACAUGCCGGGGCUGAAAUCCGGCGAGAUUAAAGUUCAGGUGGAGGACGACAAUGUGUUGGUGAUCAGCGGUGAGAGGAGAAGGGACGAGGCGAAAGAAGCGGCAAAGUAUGUGAGGAUGGAGAGACGAGUCGGCAAGUUCAUGAGGAGGUUUGUGCUGCCGGAUAAUGCCGACACCGAUGCAAUCAGCGCUGUUUGUCAAGAUGGAGUCUUGACGGUCACAGUUCAGAAAUUGCCUCCUCCUCAACCCAGGAAGCCUAAGACCAUUGAGGUCAAGGUUGCUUAAAUUACUAGUACUCUGUUUUUGCAUAAUUGAGCUUUGUUUUUUGGGGUUUGGGUUUUUGAUUAGUAGAUGCUAUGUAAUGUUAAGAAAGAGUAGUGGCGGCUUGGGAGUUAGCACUGUUCUUAUAUGGUAAUUUUUGCAUCUUUUUCAUCUAAAGUAUGGCGUUGAUUUUCUUAUUGCAUUUGCUGGUAAUCCGUAUUGAUAUUCUUUUGUACCAAAAAUAUGGC